AUGAUUCCGAGGAGAAUUAAUUGGAUUCUAAUUCUUCUCAAUUUAUCACAAAUUCAAUCUUUAUUAGAUGCAUCGUGGUGGUCAACAGUUGCACAACUAUCCACCGCUUUAGCUGGACACAAUGUAAAGCCAGUAUGUGAAUUACCUGGUCUUUCACCAGGCCAGGCUCAAGUCUGUGAACUAUUCAAAGAUCAUAUGCCAGCAGUGAGCAUUGGAGCUCAGAAUGCUAUACAGGAAUGCCAACGACAGUUCACUGGUCACCGAUGGAAUUGUUCCACCCAUUACAGUACUGGAAUGUUAGGCCCAAUUCAUAAAAUGGCAACUCGAGAGGCAGCAUUCACGUAUGCGAUUCUGUCGGCUGGAGUUACGCAUGAAAUCGGAAGACGCUGUAAACAAGGACUUCUUACUUCCUGUGGAUGCUCUGAUGAGACUAAACCAAAGAAUGUACCGACGGAUUGGAGUUGGGGUGGUUGUGGAGAUAAUGUGGAGUAUGGAUACAAGUUCUCAAGAGACUUUAUUGAUAUUCGAGAAAAAGAGCACGAUCCGAAACGAAAUCAUGACAAUGGAAGAAGUUUGAUGAAUCGGCGUAAUAAUGAAGCUGGAAGAAAAAUAUUGAAACGCCAUCGAAAACCGAAAUGUAAGUGUCACGGAGUCUCCGGAGCAUGCAAUAUGAAAACAUGUUGGAUGCAGCUACCUUCAAUGGAACAAGUUGGAAAAAUCUUGAGGAAUAAAUACGAUAAAGCAAUUAGAGUUCAGAUAAAUGAUAGAGGAAAUCUACAAUUGUUGGCUGAUGAAACGAGUAAAGAAAGAAAGACACGAGCACUUCCAACAGAUUUAGUUUUUAUGGACGACUCGCCGGAUUACUGUAGAUUUGAUAGACAUUCUGGAACAUUGGGAACAGAAGGAAGAGUUUGCAAACGCGGUUCAAGUGGAGCUGAAGGAUGUGACAGUCUUUGUUGUGGUCGUGGAUACAACACGUACACACAGGAGGUCAAAUCAAAGUGUAACUGCAAAUUCGAAUGGUGCUGUAAAGUAGUCUGUCAGACUUGUAAUAACAUGACACAAGUUGAUAUUUGUAAAUAA
This is a messenger RNA of Caenorhabditis briggsae, 1083 nucleotides long. RefSeq names its product Protein CBR-CWN-2 (gene Cbr-cwn-2). Gene Ontology annotation, biological process: multicellular organism development; neuron differentiation; cell fate commitment. Gene Ontology annotation, molecular function: frizzled binding; cytokine activity. The coding region runs from base 1 to 1083 and encodes 360 amino acids. Gene Ontology annotation, cellular component: extracellular region. The record is from RefSeq and is a predicted model, not a curated record. The transcript has 6 exons. Lineage: Eukaryota; Metazoa; Nematoda; Chromadorea; Rhabditida; Rhabditidae.